CGAGGUAGGGKGUACUUGUUCUUGAUCGUGAUCCGGUUCAAGGCGCGGUAGUCUGUGCACAUGCGGAGUUCCGAACUUCCACCUUUCUUGACGAAAAGGCAGCUGGUUCCGACGGGUGGGGCUGGUGGUGGGGGUGGAGGAGUCGAUCGUGGUGAAGCAUGCGAGAGUGGAGGUCAGCAAGGGCAUGUCGGGUUCGUGGGCGAGGGCGGUUGCAAAGUCUUUGUGGCAUACUCGUUUGAUGUCGGAGAUGAACGCAAAGUCAGGAAUGACGGUGGUGGGGAGGUGGUGGUGGAGGGAGCAGACGUAUUGGACGAAGGGUUUUGUGGGACCGGUCUGGCGGAGGUGGCAGAAUUGUUCAAGGUAGUCAUCAAUGGUUUUUUAGGGGCAGAAGGUGGCAGUGAGAAGGUUGGCCUAUUGGAGAAAGGAGUGACGUGGUCCUCUGGAGGCUCGGCGGUUGCUGACUUCGGCCAUCCACCAUUUGGCGGCAUUGCCGAGGAGACGGGAGGUGGCAAUGGGGACCUAGUGGACAAGGGGCAUGUAGUGGAGCUGAAAAGAGUUCUGGAGCUGGGUUAGGAAGAGGAAAACGUGCUCGUGGGGGAGGCCGGAGAAGGACAUGAUGUCGACGAAUCGGAAGGAACGGGGGAUUUCCCCGUCG
Messenger RNA from Chara braunii, 655 nucleotides. The record is from the annotation of a GenBank genome assembly. NCBI's taxonomy places the organism in Eukaryota, Viridiplantae, Streptophyta, Charophyceae, Charales, Characeae.